AUGAGUCGGUUGAAUUUGGAUACCACAGUCGGAGGCAAUGAGAGGUAUUCGUUCAUGGAAACACCACUCGAGAUGCACCCAUCCUACCAACAGAACCUAUCGACUCCCCCAGCCGAACCAAGUGCGCCCCCGCAUGUGGAGGAACCUCCGAAAGAGCGACAGCGAGCAUGGUCCUAUGCACCAAGCGAAAAAGAGCAGAAAUUCCAGAAUCAGGGAAUAAUCCCAGACUAUGCCAACUGUCCACCCAUCGAGCAACACCCAGCCAAUUACGCGCCUUUGGUUCAAAAUCAACAACAACAACUGCAGCCACAAUCGAUCACUUCAAUGUCUCCCCAGACCUACGCAAUCGCGCCCGAGCGGCAAUAUCCCGCUCAACUUUAUACCCAAUCCUAUACCCAGUCGUAUCCAAACAUACCCGACCAAAGUCGCCCAAUGACUCCUCGGGCGUAUGUAAAUCAGUCACAUACAAAUAUACCCGAGCAACAGCAGCACCAAUGGCAUCAACAAAUCGGCAUAGCUAUAGCUCCUCAGUAUGCGAACGUACCACAACAACAGUACAGUACCCCGAUGUCCCCUCACUCUUAUGCGACCCACCCAUAUGCGACACAGUCAUACACCCACAUCCAGGACCAACAGCGCGAUAAAGAAACAUCCACCCAGCAAUAUGCUUCGUAUCCCGAAACUCCUAGCUCACCACCCCCACUCUCGCCAGGGCCACUGCCCCUGAAGGUAGACCCAGAAGCACCAGCACGAAGUGAAACUAUGCCCAUUGUUCCCGAUGAAAAUCCCCUCCAGUCACCCAAAUCACCAUAUUUCCCUCCACCCACCAGAGCGAAAACAUCGCACACUCCCCAGCCGGAUGACCUGAGUGCAUACCACCAACCUGGCCAAUCCAUGCAUCCAAAUCAGGAGGUGAAGGGAGGAGGAUGGAGCAAUGGGCUGUGCGAAUUUUCGAGUUUCGGGAUCUGCUGCCUGGGAAUGCUAUGUCCGUGCAUCUUGUAUGGGAGAACACAACACCGACUCUCGAUGAAAUCGAGAAAGGAGGAUCCGACCAAUCUGCUCGGUUAUGAAACAUGCAAUGCGUCGUGCACGGGGAUGGGAUUGCUAUGCGGAUGUCAAUGGUUACUGGCCACUAUCCAACACACCAGAACGAGAAAGGCAUAUGGCAUCCAGGGUAGUAUAAUGUCUGAUUGCGUGCGAGCUACCUGCUGUACAUGCUGCACGUUGAUUCAGGAUGAGAAGGAAAUCCAGAAGCGUGAGGAGUAUCGCUCUCGCGCGGCUAGGGAACGGGGGACGACUUUGCUUUCGCCGUACACUACUCCCGGGCCGAUGUCGUAUAGCCCACCACCGAGGUAG
Penicillium coprophilum is the source of this 1356-nucleotide messenger RNA. RefSeq names its product DUF614 domain protein. Lineage: Eukaryota; Fungi; Ascomycota; Eurotiomycetes; Eurotiales; Aspergillaceae. The transcript has 2 exons. Bases 1 to 1356 code for a protein of 451 amino acids. The record is from RefSeq and is a predicted model, not a curated record.